CUAGUCUACUUUUUUAUUGUUUUUUAAUAAGAAAAGAAGCUCUAAAUAUUUAUAGUACGUGAAUUUUUAGAAAUUUGAUACUCUUUUACUACUUAUUUCUUAAUAAGCGUGUCAAGUCAACACGUGAAAAACAUUUCUAGACGAAGAGAGUUAACAAAAAGAUGAGUGAAUUUAGCAAUACUAUUGCUAAAUAAUCAAAUUGGACGAACACAUCAGAUUGAAAAAUUACCAUAGUUCAUUUACAAUUAAUAGUGGCAGAGAAGCGAGGAAGAAGACGAAGAUGAACACCGACAUCACGGCCUCUGUGAAGCCAGGAUAUCCAGUGAUAGAUCGGAAUCCGCCCUUCACGACCGUCGUUUCCAAUUUCAACACUCUCGAUUACCUCCGGUUCACCACCAUCACCGGAAUCUCAGUCACCGUCGGCUAUCUCUCAGGAAUAAAGCCUGGGAUUAGGGGGCCAUCAAUGGUGACUGGAGGACUGAUUGGGCUGAUGGGAGGGUUCAUGUACGCUUACCAGAACUCUGCGGGAAGGCUCAUGGGAUUCUUCCCUAACGAAGGAGAGGUAGCUAAGUACAAGAAGUCCCUGUCUAGAUGAGCUAUUUCUUCUGUUGUAUCCAAGUAAGCUGGAUAGAUUUGCCAUGGUAUUAUGAAUAAUUGUGCCGCUUUUGAUGUUUUUAUUUCGAAUCCGAUGAAACAUUCUUCGAAUGUGUACUGGCAAGCUGCUUGAAAUGGAAGAUUUGUAUUUGGAUGCUUUCUCUUUGACUCUUCAUCCUUGUCUGUGAUAUGGAGCCACAUUAGGUUUUUCUUUUUUGCUGAGCUUGAAUAUUUAUGUAUUGCUGCAUUUCAUUGUGCUACUUGAAGAACCACUGAAACAAAUAUGAACACAUCUU
Messenger RNA from Cuscuta campestris, 890 nucleotides. The record is from the annotation of a GenBank genome assembly. Lineage: Eukaryota; Viridiplantae; Streptophyta; Magnoliopsida; Solanales; Convolvulaceae.